AUGAAGUCUGCUCUUUCUGUCCUUGUCGCCGCUGCAGGCAUGCAGCAGGCUUCUGCUACCUUCGGCGGUCUCGGCAUUGGCGGCGGUAUUGGCAUUGGUGGCGGCGUCGAAGUCGGCGGCGGCGCUGGCGUCGGCGGGAAUGUUGGGGCCGGCGGCAGCGUUGGAGUCGGCGGCGGCGCUGCCAUCGGCGGCAACGCUGGCGUCGGCGGGAAUGUUGGCGGGAAUGUUGGAGCCGGCGGCAGCGUUGGAGUCGGCGGCGGCGCUGGCAUCGGCGGCGGCUUUGGCCUCGGCCUCGGCUUCGGCGUCGGCGUGGGCGGCGGUGUCUCUUUCAACUUUUUGGAUUGGGGUCGCGCAACGCCUUUCCCAUGCCCAAGCACCAUCAUCAACAAAUGCACCCCCGAGCAAGAGAAGCCUUGGGACUGGAGUGAUGUUCCUCUUGGCUCCCUCACUGCCCAUGCUGGCUUUGACUUCGGCGGAGGCUGGAAAUGCGAGACCAACAAGAAAAACGGCAAGCGCGGUGAUAUUCAGGGCCGCACUUUUGGUCUUGGCAAGUUCAUUUCUGGUACUUGCAAUCAGGGCGACGAGGCUGGUCUCUCUAUUGGUGUUGGUGCAAAGGCUGGUAUCGACGCCUUCUCCAUCAACAGCCUCGACUUGGCUACCGAGUUCGACGCUCGUCUUGAUCUCUUCUACGAUAUGCCCGACGGUAAGGUGUGCAGGCAGACAUCGGACUGCAAGAAGGGUGGAUCGACUGUUGUCAACACCCUGUGCGGCGGUGCUAAGAAGGUCCGCGUGAUCUACCCCAAGCAGAUCAUGCAGGGAGGCGUCAACUUCAAUAAGAAGUGCAAAGUCUCUGUGCACAAGAUCAACUGGCACUGCGGCAAACCCACUCCCCAGCCCGGCAGGCCUUCCCUCCCCUUGCCCAACACCGAUAGCCAGGUGAUCCAAAGUCCUCCUCGCACCACCCUCCAGACUUUUACUGCUCCAGCUCAGCAGACAAGUUCCGUCGACCAGACUAUCCCCGGCCAGGAGACUUCCCCCCCCGAGGAAACGGUUCCAGGCAAGGAAACCACUCCCGGACAGCAGACCGCUCCCGCCCAGGAGACCACAGCUGGCCAAGCGACUGUUCCUGCCCAGCAGACAACUUCCGCUCAGGGGACAGUCCCAGGCGAGGAGACCACUCCUGGACAGCAGACCGCUCCCGCCCAGGAGACCACAGCUGGCCAAGCGACUGUCCCUGCCCAGCAGACAACUUCCGCUCAGGGGACAAUCCCAGGCGGCCAACAGACUCAGACUGUCCCCGGCCAAACUACCACCGUGGCCAUCACGCGCGCUACGACUUUCGUUACAACCUACGACACCACCUCUACAGUCUUUACUACCUCCGUCAAGACCAUUACCAGCUGUGGACCUCAAGUCACUGAUUGCCCUGGAAAGACGGGUUCUCACGUUGUUACCGCUACUAUCCCUGUGAGCACCACCGUUUGCCCAGUUACAGAGACUCGUACACGGUCCCAAGCCCCGACCGUCGUUCAGCCUCCCAGCUCUGAGACUGGCGUCGAUAAGCAGCCCGCUGGUGAACAGCCUACUGUCCAGAAGCCUAGCCCGGUCAGCGGCCAGGCCCCUCAGUCUACAAAAUAUCUCCCUGUUCCUACCCUUGUCCCCAAAUGUCUCACGACCGUGAACGCACUCAAGGGCAAGUGCAAGAGCAACGAGGACACAAGCUGCUUCUGCCCGGAUAAAGACUUCAUCAGUGAGGUCUACAAGUGCGUUUACGCUUACGGUGACAAUGGCAACGUCGUCCACGACUCGGUCGACUUACUGCAGGGCAUUUGCAAACCUCACAUUUCCGAGAACCCUGCCAUUGCUACCGGUGCGAACACUAUUACCCAGAUUUUGCCUCCCACUGGUACUCCUCACAUCAGUCAAGUUCCUUACACGACUGUUGUUGUUGCUACCACCGUCACCGAGAGCAGCAGCACCCAGACCAUAUCAACAGAGGUCACCAUCCCCAACAUCGUUCUGCCUACUGCUACUGGUGAUGCUGGUGCUCCUAACCAAGCCCCCCCUGCUGGCGCUCCUAACCAAGCCCCCGCUACCUCCGCGGCCGCUCCAGCUGGCGGGAACCUCCCUCCCGUCACUGGCGAGAACAGCCCUUCAAUCCCUACCGGCACUGGUGGUCUAGUAUCUUCUGAGCCCACCGGCGCUGUGCCCGUCACGGCCGGUGCUGGACGUGUUGGUGCCGGCCUGGGUAUGAUGCUGGCCGUCGGUGCUUUCGCAGCUGCUCUGUAA
Molecule: messenger RNA, 2289 nt
Organism: Metarhizium album ARSEF 1941
Lineage: Eukaryota; Fungi; Ascomycota; Sordariomycetes; Hypocreales; Clavicipitaceae
Product: adhesin protein Mad1
Exons: 1
Coding region: 1-2289 (762 amino acids)
Source: RefSeq, a predicted model, not a curated record